Brugia malayi is the source of this 1389-nucleotide messenger RNA. RefSeq names its product FRG1 protein homolog, putative (gene Bma-tba-8). Gene Ontology annotation, cellular component: microtubule; cytoplasm. NCBI's taxonomy places the organism in Eukaryota, Metazoa, Nematoda, Chromadorea, Rhabditida, Onchocercidae. The record is from RefSeq and is a predicted model, not a curated record. Gene Ontology annotation, biological process: microtubule cytoskeleton organization; mitotic cell cycle. The transcript has 12 exons. Gene Ontology annotation, molecular function: structural constituent of cytoskeleton; GTP binding. The coding region runs from base 1 to 1389 and encodes 462 amino acids.
AUGCCUUGUGAAGGGCGUGAAUGUAUUUCUAUACAUAUUGGACAAGCAGGAGCCCAAAUUGGAAAUGCAUGUUGGGAAUUGUACUGUUUAGAACACAAUAUUGGAAAAGAUGGAAAAGUUGCAAGUGAAGGAAGUGAACCCGGAAUACAGAAUCAAAAACCGGAAAAUCAGUCAAUCACAACAUUCUUCUCAGAAUCAUCCGGUGGCAAAUAUGUUCCUCGAGCUAUUUAUAUUGAUUUAGAACCUACUGUACUCGAUGAAAUUCGUUGUGGUCCAUUCAAGCAACUUUUCCAUCCUGAACAAUUAAUUAGUGGCAAAGAAGACGCAGCCAAUAACUAUGCCCGUGGCCAUUAUACCAUUGGUAAAGAACAUAUUGAUAUUGUAUUAGAAAAGAUUCGAAAGCAGACAGAACAAUGCAUGGGAUUGCAAGGUUUCUUGGUAUUUCAUAGUUUUGGUGGUGGUACCGGAUCCGGAUUUUCAUCAUUGCUAAUGGAACGACUUUCCGUUGAAUAUGGCAAAAAAUCAAAACUUGAAUUUAGUAUCUAUCCAGCACCACAAGUAUCUACGGCUGUUGUCGAACCAUAUAAUUCAAUUUUAACCACACAUACAACUUUGGAGCAUUCUGAUUGCUCAUUUAUGGUUGAUAACGAAGCUAUUUAUGAUAUCUGUCGUCGUAAUCUCGAUAUUGAAAGGCCAUCAUAUGUCAAUUUAAAUCGACUUAUUGCGCAAAUUGUAUCAUCUAUUACCGCAUCUUUACGUUUUGAUGGUGCUUUAAACGUUGAUUUGACUGAAUUUCAGACAAAUUUAGUACCAUAUCCAAGGAUACAUUUUCCUCUGGCGACAUAUGCGCCUGUCAUCUCAUCCGAGAAAGCUUAUCAUGAACAGUUAAGUGUGGCUGAUAUUACAACCACAUGCUUUGAGCCACAUAAUCAAAUGGUGAAAUGUGAUCCAAGGCGUGGAAAAUAUAUGGCUGUAUGCUUGCUGUAUCGCGGUGAUGUGGUACCAAAAGAUGUAAAUGCUGCAAUUUCCAUGGUUAAAACAAAACGUGGAAUUCAAUUUGUUGAUUGGUGCCCGACUGGAUUUAAAGUUGGCAUAAAUUAUCAACCACCUACUGUUGUUUAUGGUGGCGAUUUAGCAAAGGUACAUCGAGCCGUUUGUAUGCUUUCAAAUACAACUGCAAUAGCUGAAGCAUGGGCACGUUUGGAUCAUAAAUUUGAUUUAAUGUAUUCGAAACGAGCAUUUGUGCAUUGGUAUGUUGGUGAAGGUAUGGAAGAAGGUGAAUUUACGGAAGCACGUGAAGAUUUAGCUGCAUUAGAAAGAGAUUAUGAUGAGGUUAGCAAAGAUUCGGCAGCACUUAGCGAUGAUGAUGAAGAAGAAAGUGAAUAUUGA